AAAAAAAGAGAAAGCAAAUCAAUAAUAAUAAGGAAAGAAGAGGAAGAAAAAAAGAGAGAGAAAGGACUAAGGAGAGUUUCUCAAAACUCAAACCUCCAUGAUUUAAAUUCUCUCAACAACAUGACUUGGGUUUCUUCCACUUAAUCCAUCUGAGAGAGGAACACCCUCCUCAGAAAUUUUAACACUUGCUUUGAAGUUUCAAUCAGAGAGAGAGCUAGAGAGAGAGGAACCAAGGUGUGUUGCAGGCUUGCAGCAGAGCUCACCAGUAGGGCAACAAAUGAUGGCAGCUGGUGGAAACCCUAAUUUGUGGAGCAUCAACACCAUGAGGCCACCACCAACUACCCAAACACCUCCUUAUUUCUCUCUUCCUCCUCCUCCAACCCCUAAUUUCUUCCCUUCUUCACUACUACUUCCAUUCAAUCCCUCUUGGAUUGAUCAUCAUCAAAACCAAGAUCAUCAUCAACAACUUCCAGAGUCUUGGAGUCAACUACUCUUGGGAGGAUUUGUGGUAGGAGAAGAAGAUAGGGCAAGUUUGAAUCAUUUUCAAGCUAAUAAUAAGAAAAUGGAGAUUUGGGAGGAGGACCAAGACUUGUUACAUAAGGUCUCCAGCGGUUGCGUUGCUGCUUUUGUUGAUGUGAAGCAAGAAAUCUAUGGCCAUGCAAAUCAUCAAGAUUUUCAAGCAAUAACUUCAAAACCUAGUUGGUCUCCUCCUCAAGUACUAAUGCCUGUUUCACCUCCCAAAUCGUGUGUUACAACUAGUUUCAGCACUACUACAACCAAUAACAUACUGGAUUUUUCAAGCAAGAAGUCCGACGGCCGUCAUCCGCCGCCGGAUCGAUCUUCUUCUGAGUGUAAUAGCACUAGUGAAACAGGUAGGGCCGCUAAGAAAGCUAGGGUUCCACCUUCUUCAACCCAAUCACCAUUCAAGGUGCGAAAGGAAAAAUUAGGGGACAGAAUUACGGCCCUUCAUCAACUAGUUUCUCCAUUUGGAAAGACGGACACAGCCUCUGUCUUGUUAGAAGCUAUUGGAUACAUCAGAUUCCUUGAGAGUCAAAUUAAGGCUCUUAGUAUACCCUACUUGGGCAGUGGAUCAGGGAAUAACAAUAACCAUAACAUGAGACAACACCACCACCACCAACAAAACUCUGUGCAAGGGGAAAGGAAUUGUAUAUAUCCUGAAGACGCUGGUCAGCUGUUGAAUGAAAACUGCAUGAAGAGGAAACUGGGAGCUGUUGAACAGGAUUGUAUUAAUAAUGGAGAAGCAAAGAAGGACCUGAGGAGCAGAGGGUUGUGUUUAGUUCCAGUGUCAUGCACGCUUGAAGUUGGGAGUGAGAAUGGAGCAGAUUAUUGGGCUCCUCCUGCCUUGGGCGGAGGAGGGUUUCGUUAGAUCCAUUUUUCUGAUGGCAGCGAGCGCGCACACUUGAUCACGAGCUUCAUCUAGUUAACGUUAUAACAUCAUGACCACUCACUCUCCUCAAAUUCAAGGCUGAUUGCUCAUGAUGCUAUACAUUUUACAUGUACGUGUGCAUGCUAGCUACUGUUGGGAAACACCAACGAAUUCUCUUGCCCAAAUUUAUCACAUGUAAAUUUGAUUCUUUUCUAAUUUUCCAAUUACCUCUCAAGCCCAGCAGUUGAUUAUGGCAUUAUGCUACUUAAUUUGGCAUUAUCAUAGUUGAAUAUUAAUGUUGUUUUAAGAUAUUCCAUUUCUUUCUUCAAA
Molecule: messenger RNA, 1717 nt
Organism: Tripterygium wilfordii
Lineage: Eukaryota; Viridiplantae; Streptophyta; Magnoliopsida; Celastrales; Celastraceae
Product: transcription factor bHLH68-like
Exons: 9
Coding region: 278-1387 (369 amino acids)
Biological process (GO): regulation of transcription by RNA polymerase II
Cellular component (GO): nucleus
Molecular function (GO): DNA-binding transcription factor activity, RNA polymerase II-specific; RNA polymerase II cis-regulatory region sequence-specific DNA binding; protein dimerization activity
Source: RefSeq, a predicted model, not a curated record